AUGACUGACCGAAAUGGGGAACACGACGUAAGUACACGUGACUGUCAAAGUGAUUCUGAGCACUCUGACAGUGAAAAGAGGAAGUACUACAUAAGUCAAUCUCUGUUUGAAUCGCUACAGGCGAAGGGUUUCAGUGAAAACGCAAUUAAAAAGUCUAUAGUAGCGGGUUGUGUGGAUGAAGGUACCUGCACACAGUGGAUAACAAUGCACGAGGAUCAUCCCGAGCUCAAUACACCUCUGGAGGAGGGGGUGGAGGUUGUGGUAAGGGUGAAAAGGGUGCUGACUGAAGCGGAACGGGAGGCAAAGGUGCAGGAACUUCGCGGGAAAGCACGAGCCAAGAUGGAGGAGGAAAAGAGACAGGCCCUGGAGGAUGAGCGCAAACGAGUUUCCAUGGGCAGAAAGGCUAUCGAGGUGAAGGAAGAACUUGAUAAGAUCCGAAGGGAAGCGGAGCUUGAAGCCGUUCGGAAGCAGAAGCAACAGGACCUCGCCGCCCGCCGCCGGGUCAGGAUACAAAUUCUCACGGACAAGUUUAUUCGCGAGGGUUCCAUGCCUGAGGAGGCAAGACGGAAAGCGGAGGAGGAAAUUGAAGAAGAGGCACGUAAAAAGCGUGAACAGGCGUUAGCUCAGGUGGACAUGGAGCAGUGGCAACAUGGCACGUCGCAAACGGGAACUGCCCCUACGGUAUGGAACCUUCAGAGCUUGGCGGCACCGCCUCCUGUAUCAUUGGAUGAGGUGUUCACCAACGAGCCUCCCAUGGCUGCCUCUUCCCUUCCGGAACUCGCCGCUGCAGUAGCAAAUUUUAAUGACGCCGUCACGGCACAACAAUGCUUAAAGAUGCUUCGAACAAUUUUAACGAAUAUUCGUGACAACCCGUUCGACACAUCAAAACGGUUGCUAAAAACAUCUACGAAUGCUUUCUGCACCAAGUUGGCUCCUGUACGGCCGGCUCUCCAAUUGCUUCGUGUUUGUGGAUUUCGACUCGGUGUUGAUUUUGGCGGAAAUGAAGUGAUCACUGCCACCACAAUGGUGGUUCGUGUUGUUAAUCGCGCACUCGCAGCGCUAUCCAGUUAUCCGUGA
Molecule: messenger RNA, 1077 nt
Organism: Trypanosoma brucei brucei TREU927
Lineage: Eukaryota; Euglenozoa; Kinetoplastea; Trypanosomatida; Trypanosomatidae
Exons: 1
Coding region: 1-1077 (358 amino acids)
Source: RefSeq, a predicted model, not a curated record